CGUAGCCAACCGCGCUAAUCGGAUGCGCGUGGAAAGGACAACGAAAUACAACACACAGUUCUAAAGAAAUGAAAGUGCAUAGCUCUGUAGGCGGGAAGAGGGUGGCGUCGAUGGCAGAGGGACAUCUGUGUUGUGUUUCUUCGUGAGACCGUUUUUGCGCCACCAUCAAUAGUUGAUGGAGGCAGCUUGCCUUUUACAGCUCCUAUUUGAGUCUGAAAUUCCAGAAGCCCCUAUCGAGUUCAACUCCCCCUCCACCCACCACCACACUCAACCUUCUCCUCCUCCUGCUGCUGCUGUUGAAGAGUUCACUGCGCCCGCGGUCCACGCGUCCUCCUCCUCCUCUGUCGACGCGCAGCUUAAAUUUUACAUCGAACGGGCACCCGGGGUGACGAUUCACGCCAAAAAUAUGCUCAGGUGUUGUCAGGUGAGGUGAGAGUUCAAAUAAUUAGAUCAGUUGAGAGUACAUUUAUUUUGUUAGGUGAGAGAUCAUUUCUUUGACCGAGCGGGUGAUAAUUUUACUUCAGCAGGUGAGGGCCAUCUUAGCCAUCAUCAUCAUCAACGUUGUCACCGUCAUGUGAACACUCAUCACGCUGAGCAUGACAAUCACGAUGACCAUCGUCGUUAUCAACAAAAUAAUCAUCACCUCGUCACCGUCACAACUACACUCAUAAUACUUAACCACCUCUAUCAUCACCAUCAGCAACCAUCUUCAUCGUUAUCAAGCUCAGCAUCACCGCCACCAUCACCAUCAGAACCAUCUCCAGCAUCACAAUCACACUCAUCCUAAUCAACGUCAUCACCACAUCUUCACCUUUAUCACAUCCACCACUAUUACUUUCAUCCACAUCAGCGACAUCGGCCACCACCACCACCACUACCAUGUUGCCUGCACACGAGGCCGCCAAGAUCUACCACACCAACUACGUGAGGAACGCGCGUGCCGUGGGCGUCCUGUGGGCCAUCUUCACCAUCUGCUUCGCCAUCCUCAACGUGGUGAGCUUCAUCCAGCCCUUCUGGAUCGGAGACAGCGUGGACACGCCGCAGGCCGGAUACUUCGGCCUCUUCAGCUACUGCAUCGGCAACAGCCUCACGCGUGAGAUGGUCUGCAGUGGCAGCUUCAUGGACUUCAGCGCGGUGCCGUCGAGCGCCUUCAAGACGGCGGGCUUCUUCAUCGGCAUCUCCAUGCUGCUGGUGAUCGCGUGCCUCGUGUGCUUCAGCCUCUUCUUCUUUUGCACCUCGGCCACCGUCUACAAGGUGUGCGCCUGGAUGCAGCUCACGUCCGCUGCGCUGCUGGUGCUGGGCUGCAUGAUCUACCCGGACGGGUGGGACGCCGACGAAGUGCGCCGUCUGUGCGGGGACAACACCGGCAAGUACACACUGGGCGCGUGCACGGUGCGCUACGCGUACGUGCUGGCCAUCGUGGGCAUCCUGGACGCCUUCGUCCUCGCCUUCCUCGCCUUCGUGCUGGGCAACCGCCAGGACAACCUCCUGCCGGACGACUUCCAGGUGGACGAGGAAAAAGGUGAGCGGGGCGAGUGGGCGGGCGAGCGGGCGCGCGACCCAGCGGAGCGAUGGAAUGAUGACGAUUAUAGCAUCCGUGUCUCGAACAUAUUGCUUACCCAACCCCCAUCAGCCACACUAACACGGCCUUCCUUCUGGGAGUUUGUCGUUUCAGCAGCGUUGAUGCAAGACAAUAAACACUUAACAACAACGUGCCGAUUGGCAGCGUCGUUGUUAGACAAGAUAUAUGGACCAGGAGUAAUACGCCUGGUCCAUAUAUCUGUCCCUCCGCAUAUAUAAAUACGUGUACUUUUUUACAUAUCCCAU
Petromyzon marinus (sea lamprey) is the source of this 1827-nucleotide messenger RNA. Its product is annotated as LHFPL tetraspan subfamily member 5 protein-like. The record is from RefSeq and is a predicted model, not a curated record. Gene Ontology annotation, cellular component: plasma membrane. Gene Ontology annotation, biological process: detection of mechanical stimulus involved in sensory perception; sensory perception of sound. NCBI's taxonomy places the organism in Eukaryota, Metazoa, Chordata, Hyperoartia, Petromyzontiformes, Petromyzontidae.